This is a messenger RNA of Soboliphyme baturini, 1095 nucleotides long. Lineage: Eukaryota; Metazoa; Nematoda; Enoplea; Dioctophymatida; Soboliphymatidae. The record is from the annotation of a GenBank genome assembly.
AUGAGCACGGGUAUAAACACCGAAGUGCAGGAGGUGGUGUUCGUUCGUGAAGAUGAUUCUCAUGAGCAAAAUGAGUCAGAGGCGCAGUACGGUGCUCGCCACGUGAUUAUGCUCUUCGCGCCCGUCUCUGUGUGCAUGCUGGUCGUCGUUACCACUUUGAACACCGUCGGCUACUACAGUUCAAAGGAUGUAUAUUUACUGUAUACACCGUUUCAUAGUGGCAAAAUGGACGCAGGAACGAUCGCGUGGGAAUCACUGGCGAACGCCUUCAUUCUCCUAGGUGUCGUGGUUGUGAUGACCGUCGUUCUUAUCGUGCUGUACAAAUACAGAUUUUACAGGGUAUGUGUAUUUAGCCUUAUUUGUGUUACCGAAAGCUUAAAACUUGUCAUUGUUUUUAGACAGGUUCUGGUCGCGUACAACGUGCCGAUGGACUACGUGACGGUGUUUUUCAUGACGUGGAACUUCGGCGUCGUUGGUAUGAUCUCCAUUCACUGGAAAGGGCCGUUGCUUCUGCAGCAGCUGUAUUUAAUUAUGGUGUCGGCACUUAUGGCGCUAAUUUUCAUCAAGUACCUACCUGACUGGACGACGUGGGCGGUGCUUGGCGUCGUCUCGAUCUGGGACUUAGUGGCCGUACUUUGUCCGAAAGGUCCACUUCGCGUGUUGGUCGAAACGGCUCAGGAGCGCAACGAGCCCAUCUUUCCUGCUCUCAUCUAUUCGUCUGCGAUCACUUCUCCGUCUUCAAGUACACCACGUGCCCAAUCGUCUGAUAAAAGUAAUCGUUUAGUAAUUUCUACUGUUGCACUGUGUAAUUUUCUUCUGGUUAUAGAAGGUGUUAAGCUGGGUCUGGGCGACUUCAUCUUCUACAGCGUCUUGGUCGGUUCCGCCUCAUCUUAUGGCGAUUGGAACACUACGAUAGCGUGUUUCGUUUCGAUUCUCGUCGGACUUUGCCUGACGCUGUUGCUCUUAGCAAUGUUCAAGAAGGCACUGCCAGCGUUGCCGAUUUCGAUCACUUUUGGACUUGUAUUCUACUUUACCACUUCCAUUAUAGUUACGCCUUUUGCCAAUUGGUUGGCGUUCGAACAGUUAUACGCCUGA